AUGAAAGUCAUCCCAGCUCUCUCUCCCCCCUCUAUCUCCUUAUCUACUCUGUUCUAUCUCUCCCCCCUCUAUCUCCUUAUCUACUCUGUUCUAUCUCUCCCCCCUCUAUCUCCUUAUCUACUGUUCUCUCUCCCCCUCUAUCUCUCUCCCCCCUCUAUCUCCUUAUCUACUGUUAUCUCUCUCCCCCCGAUCUCCUUAUCUACUCUGUUAUCUCUCUCCCACCUCAUCUCAUUAUCUACUCUGUUAGGGCUCUCCCCCCUCUAUCUCCUUAUCUCUCUCCUUAUCUACUGUUAUCUCUCUCCCCCUCUAUAUCCUUAUCUACUCUGUUCUCUCUCUCUCCCCCCUCUAUCUCCUUAUCUACUCUGUUCUCUCUCCCCCCUCUAUAUCCUUAUCUACUCUGUUCUCUCUCUCCCCCCGCUAUCUCCUAUUACUCUGUUCUCUCUCCCCCCUCUAUAUCCUUAUCUACUCUGUUCUCUCACUCCCCCCUCUAUAUCCUUAUCUACUCUGUUCUCUCCCCCCCUCUAUAUCCUUAUCUACUCUGUUCUCUCACUCCCCCCUCUAUAUCCUUAUCUACUCUGUUCUCUCUCUCCCCCCUCUAUCUCCUUAUCUACUCUGUUCUCUCUCCCCCUCUAUAUCCUUAUCUACUCUGUUCUCUCACUCCCCCCUCUAUAUCCUUAUCUACUCUGUUCUCUCUCUCCCCCCUCUAUCUCCUUAUCUACUCUGUUCUCUCUCCCUCUCACUCCCUUGCUCUCUCUGUUCCAGGCCCGAUUCUCCUACCUGCACAUGAAGUAUCUGUUCUUCUCGUGGCUGGCAGUGUUUGUGGGUAGCUGGGUGGUGUAUGUGGAGUACUCAUCCUACUCAGAGCUGUGUCGUGGAGAUGAGUGCAAGAAUGCCAUAGUGAGUUCUCUAUUUCCUUCUAUGAAAUGAGUAAAUUGAUAGAGCCACCUACUGCGUAAAAAAAGACUCUUCCUUCAAAUACAGUAUUCCAGUGUCAGCUUCCAUAUUGUAUUGAAACCAUCCUGUGAGUUACUAUACAAACCAACACCACGUCUGUCUACUAGUUAGUUACAGUAUACAAACCAACACCAUGUCUGUCUACUAGUUAGUUACAGUAUACAAACCAACACCAUGUCUGUCUACUAGUUAGUUACAGUAUACAAACCAACACCAUGUCUGUCUACUAGUUAGUUACAGUAUACAAACCAACACCAUGUCUGUCUACUAGUUAGUUACAGUAUACAAACCAACACCAUGUCUGUCUACUAGUUAGUUACAGUAUACAAACCAACACCAUGUCUGUCUACUAGUUAGUUACAGUAUACAAACCAACACCAUGUCUGUCUACUAGUUAGUUACAGUAUACAAACCAACACCAUGUCUGUCUACUAGUUAGUUACAGGAUACAAACCAACACCAUGUCUGUCUACUAGUUAGUUACAGUAUACAAACCAACACCAUGUCUGUCUACUAGUUAGUUACAGUAUACAAACCAACACCAUGUCUGUCUACUAGUUAGUUACAGUAUACAAACCAACACCAUGUCUGUCUACUAGUUAGUUACAGUAUACAAACCAACACCAUGUCUGUCUACUAGUUAGUUACAGGAUACAAACCAACACCAUGUCUGUCUACUAGUUAGUUACAGUAUACAAACCAACACCAUGUCUGUCUACUAGUUAGUUACAGUAUACAAACCAACACCAUGUCUGUCUACUAGUUAGUUACAGUAUACAAACCAACACCAUGUCUGUGUGUCUAUUUAUCCAAGUGUGACAAGUACAGGAAAGGAGUGAUUGACGGCUCGGCCUGCAGCAGCCUGUGUGAGAAAGACACUCUGUACCUGGGGAAGUGUCUCUCUGCCAAGCCUAACAACCAGGUCAGAUCUGACUCUGAUCCUAGUUCUACAUUAAAUCUCAAAAGUCUUUCCUUUCCUAAAUGUAAGAGGGAAGGAGAGCACCUGCAUCUCCUCACUUCCUUCUGACAUUGGGCAGGUGGUGUGGAGAGAGGACACGAGGAAUCAAGGAAGUACUUUUGAGAUUCACCCAUAGUGUUUAGCGCUACAGUGUUUCUGUGUCUGAUAACUAACACCAGCAUGUUGUGGGUCUAUGUGUGUCUCUCUCAGGUGUACUCAGGUGGCUGGGGGGACCUAGAGGGGGUGAUUAAGUGCCAGAUGGAAGAGAUUCCUCAUUAUAACCUGGGAGCUGAGAUGGAGCACAGGAAGGAGGCAUCGCCCUUCAACAAGCCCACCAAGGGAACCUCUGUGGAUAAGUUCAAAGAGAUGGUCCUCAGCCACCUCAAGGUCAGAGUACUGUCAUCUCAUUCCAGUGUGAUUCAUUAGACUACCUGCUUUUCCACUUUAUUAAUAGGUUCAUGUCUGCAACACUUACUUGAAGGUCUUCAUAACACAUUAAUAAUCCAUACAUUAUGCAUUCAUAAUCAGGGCACUAAUAUUUCAUAAAUGCACAUUUAUAUUUUGUCACAGUAUUCACAUUCAUGUAACUUAUUGCUAUCUUUGUUAGUGUGUUAUGACUUUAGUGGCUAGCGUGUUCAUUAAUGCAGUUCUGUUACGAAGGUAUCUCUUACCCCUUAUUCCUCUCCAGACCAAGGUGGGUGAACAGGCCAACCUUCCAAACCUGGUGAGCCUGGUUUUCUCCGUGGCCGACUACAACAAAGACGGCCUCAUCUCCUUGCUGGAGGCCCGCUCCAUGUGGGCCCUGCUCCAGCUCAAUGAGUUUCUGCUAGCAGUAGUCCUGCAGGACAGAGAGCACACCCCUAGGCUCCUGGGCUUCUGUGGGGACCUGUACGUGAUGGAGAAGGUAAUCUAAUAGGAACGCCCAUUUAUGGAUUCAUUACAUUACAUUUACAUUUUAGUCAUUUAGCAGACGCUCUUAUCCAGAGCGACUUACAGUUAGUGAAUGCAUACUUUUUUUUUUUUUUUCCUACCCCCUGUGGGAACAGAAACAGAUUUUUUAUUUUCUUCAGACAACACACAAAUUAACUACAGCUAACAGGACACAAAUUGAUUCAAAUCAUGAGCUUAUUUAUGUGAUGAAAUUCAUCACAUCUCACUCCUCUCCCUCUUUUAAUACCCCCCAUCUCUCGUUCCCUCUUUCUCUGUACCUGUAUGUGAUGGAGAAGGUGCCCUACGCUCCCCUGUACGGCAUCAGCCUGCCCUGGGCGGUGGAGCUGUGGAUCCCCGCGGGGGUACGACGCAGCAUAGACCAGUGGUUCACGCCUUCCUGGCCCCGCAAAGCCAAGAUCUCCAUCGGCCUCCUGGAGCUAGUUGAAGAUGUCUUCCAUGGCACCUUCGGCUCCUUCCUCAUGUGUGACGUGAGCGCGGACGGCUUCGGUUACAACGACCGCCACGACCUGAAGGUGAUGGAUGCUCGCCACAUUGUCCCUGAGGCCACCUUCCAGAAAGCCAUGAGGGAGCGGCAGUGCGACACGGACGAGGACUGUCUGUACGGUGCCGACUGUCGCACUUCCUGUGACCUCACCAAGCACAGGUGUACGCCAGAGGUGACGCAGCCCAACCUGGCCAAGGCGUGCGGCACGCUGAAGGAUUACCUCCUGAACGGGGGACCAUCUGAUAUUCAGGAGGAGCUGGAGAAACAGCUGUAUGCCUGUAUAGCUUUGAAGGGCUCAGCAGAACAGAUGGAGAUGGAACACUCACUUAUACUGAACAACCUGAAGACCUUGUUGUGGAAAAAGAUAUCACACACCAAGGACUCCUGA
Messenger RNA from Coregonus sp. 'balchen', 3735 nucleotides. Lineage: Eukaryota; Metazoa; Chordata; Actinopteri; Salmoniformes; Salmonidae. The record is from the annotation of a GenBank genome assembly.